AUGCCUAAUGUUCAAUUGAAUUUCACUGUCGCUGAAUACCAGCAGAGAAUCCGAAAGGUGCGAACAGCUAUGGAAGCCGCUGGAGUCGAACUGCUGAUUUCUGUGGACCCGUCGAACAUGGCGUGGCUGACGGGUUAUGACGGAUGGUCAUUCUAUACACCCCAGUGCGUGCUGCUAACCCUUUCAGACGGUCCGAUCUGGUAUGGCCGAGCUAUGGAUGCCAAGGGUGCACUGCUCACAGUACACAUGCCAGAAGCGGAUGUUCUGUCCUAUUCCGACGACUACGUGAUGACGCCGGAGCGGCAUGCGAUGGAUUUGCUGUCACAGAUUAUCACGGACCGAGGCUGGGCAAAAUCGCGUAUCGGUGUUGAAAUGGACAACUAUUACUUUUCCGCGAUGACGUAUGCAGCAUUGCAAAAAGGGCUGCCAAACGCAAAAUUUGUCGAUGCCAAUACCUUAGUCAACUGGCAACGUACUGUUAAAUCCGAACAGGAACUGAUUUACAUGAAACGCGCGGGGCGUAUUGUUGAGAAAAUGCACAAGCGGAUUUUUGAGCUCAUUGAACCCGGCAUGAGAAAAAAUGAACUUGUAGCAGAAAUCUACCACACUGCAAUAACCGGUACCGACGGGUAUGGAGGAGAUUAUGCUGCGAUUGUUCCGAUGGUGCCUUCCGGAAUUGAAACGGCCGCGGCGCAUCUGACCUGGAACGACCUUCCCUUCAAGUCUGAUGAAGGUUCAUUUUUUGAGAUCGCCGGUUGCCAUCGUCGCUAUCACUGCCCGUUAUGUCGAACGAUCUUUCUUGGCAAUCCACCGGAAAAAUUUCUGAAUGCCGAAAAAGCCGUUCAAGAAGGCAUGGAAGCAGGCCUAGCGGCUGCUCGCGCAGGAAAUCUUGCCGAAGACAUCGUCAUCGCAUUUAAUCGGGUGUUGAACAAGUACGGAUUUACCAAAGACGGCAGGUCGGGCUACCCGAUUGGCCUCAGUUAUCCACCUGACUGGGGCGAGCGGACCAUCAGUUUGCGGCCGGGCGACAGGACAGUGCUUGAGAAAAACAUGACAUUUCAUUUCAUGACCGCUUUGUGGUUGGAUGACUGGGGAUUUGAAAUCACAGAGAGCCUGAUCAUCAAAGAGAACGAACCUGAACUGCUGGCGAAUUAUCCUCGCAAGCUGCUCAUUAAAAACUGA
Molecule: messenger RNA, 1182 nt
Organism: Geodia barretti
Lineage: Eukaryota; Metazoa; Porifera; Demospongiae; Tetractinellida; Geodiidae
Source: the annotation of a GenBank genome assembly